This is a messenger RNA of Penicillium hordei, 300 nucleotides long. RefSeq lists its product as uncharacterized. The transcript has 2 exons. The record is from RefSeq and is a predicted model, not a curated record. Bases 1 to 300 code for a protein of 99 amino acids. NCBI's taxonomy places the organism in Eukaryota, Fungi, Ascomycota, Eurotiomycetes, Eurotiales, Aspergillaceae.
AUGAUACACAUAGCUAUCGUCGGGGCAAGUCAUUUCGGUCUCUUCUUUGCCCUAGCCCUACAUAGAGAUUCCAUAACAUGCACCAUCUACGGCGUCCGCCCUUGCCCCGAAUCCAUCGGUGAGGCCAUCGUGCUCUCCCCAAAUGCACCGGUUAUCCUCGACAAGCUGGGUGCUUUCGUUCGCAUCCAGCCCGAAAGCCACGAGAUCUAUGACCUCCACUCCGAUACAGCGGCGAAAACGAGGUCGGAAACCGCUUGGGCUAUGGCUACUCCGGCCUGCAUGGCUACCACCACGUUGUGA